AUGCCGAGCGACAUCCACGUGCCACCAACUACGUACGAGCGCCUAAAGAAGCACCAGAAGGAGUUUUCAACUGCUUUGCGUCAUCCGGACUCUCCUGAAUGGUUUAACAAGGAGUAUAACGAGAAACUAAAGAAGGAGCUGCUGUGGGCUGCCCCAUAUGAUGCUCGCUUUCCUCAGGUACGCAAAGAACGGCAGUGCUUCGCAUACUACGUUGAUUUCCAUCGCUGCAAUGAAUUGAUGGGGAAGGACUACAAACCCUGCAAGUUCUUUCAGAAUGUUUAUAAGAUGGCUGAGUCGACACGGGCAAGUCCCGAAGAGAUAGAGAGGCGCGAGAAGUACUUGCGUGCCGAAUUGCGAGAAAUGAAUCCAGUGGAUCCAUUUACCUGGUCGUAUCCAAUGAAGUUAAGUUAUUCUUUCUUCAUGAUAUUAUUUAACAAGAUAUGUAUGAAAGUAAUGUGGAGCUCUUCUAUAGUUGCUAACAGGGAGUUCCGUAUACGAACACGAUUUCAGGGAGCCGGUGUGUUGGUAGGAUUGUCUCUUGUCUCUACACAUCUUUACAAUAUAUGGUAUAAAAAGCCUUACUAUUUCGCUAUCUUUCCUCGUUUGAUUGCUACUGGAGUAAUGGGCGCUUUGGGUUACGGCUUGGGAUCACUGAGAGAGCACCACUAUAAAACAAGGGACGCUGUUGUCCAGCAUUAUAUUGAGCUUCAUCCGCAGGAUUUUGACCAUUUCAAUGACAGGAAUGGGCGACCUUUUUCCGAGGUUCUGCUGCCAUGGUAUCCACGACGUGCGCAGUACACUAAGUACUAG
Molecule: messenger RNA, 810 nt
Organism: Angiostrongylus costaricensis
Lineage: Eukaryota; Metazoa; Nematoda; Chromadorea; Rhabditida; Metastrongylidae
Source: the annotation of a GenBank genome assembly